GCCACGAAUCCCGCGCCUAGCAUCGAGCCUCGUAGUUAAGAAGUGUCCCCACCACGCUAAGAACCAGAAGCGUUUUCUCCCGAGGAACAGAGCAGGGUACCUAAAAACCGGAAGUGCAGCGUUCCUGUUCGAAAAUCCCGAGAGGAAACGCUUGCAAAGGCUGCCGGGAGGCGUGGUUUUUAAGCGAGAACAGCUCUUCAUUUGGAGUGAGUGCGCUUGCGCUGCAUCGGUCCUCUCAGGUCUGGAACAUGGCCGCGCGGUCGCUGUGGGCGGUCCGGCGGCUGUUACAGCGCCUACUGGCUUCCAGUACCUCGUCUGAGGGCAGGGGAUGGCUGCACCCAUUUAGCACUGCCACCCAGAGAACUGCAGGUGAGGAUUGCGGUUCUGAGGACCCUCCUGAUGAGCUUGGGCCCUCUCUUGCUGAACGAGCCUUAAAGUUAAAAGCUGUUAAACUAGAGAAAGAAGUCCAGGAUUUAACACUGAGAUAUCAGAGAGCUGUAGCUGAUUGUGAAAACAUCAGGAGACGAACCCAGAGAUGUGUGGAAGAUGCCAAGAUAUUUGGAAUCCAAAGUUUUUGUAAGGACUUGGUGGAGGUGGCAGACAUUUUGGAGAAGACUACUGAGUGUAUUUCCGAAGAAACAAAGGCUGGGGACCAGAAGCUCACUCUGGAGAAAGUCUUCCGAGGGUUGUCACUUCUGGAAGCAAAGCUGAAAAGUGUAUUUGCCAAGCAUGGUCUGGAGAAGAUGGCACCCAUUGGUGACAAAUACGAUCCCCAUGAGCAUGAACUCAUCUGUCAUGUGCCAGCUGGCGUUGGGGUGCAGCCUGGCACUGUGGCGUUAGUAAGGCAAGAUGGCUACAAACUUCAUGGCCGCACCAUUAGACUUGCCCAGGUGGAAGUGGCAGUGGAGUCUCAGAAGAGACUAUGAACAGACCAACAGGAACAGAAUAUUCUCCCAGGGUGCAGUCACCUGUGUUUCCUUUAUUUAUUAACCUAGGUUUGUAUUGUACAUGAGGUACUUCAUGUGAUGUUUUGGAUAUAGUCAUAUUGGCUUUAUUUCUAAGAUAUUUCUGUUGAUUUUAUGUGACCCGUUUGGUCUCAUCAGAAGUCUUUACCAUCAGGCAUUUGAACAAUGAGACAAAUGUUCCUAUGGCCUUUAUCAAAAUAUGUUUACAAAAAUUAUUUUUAAAUUGGUACUCUGAUUGACUUUGAAUCCAAAAUUCUCUUAACUAUGUUUCUUCAGCUAAUCAUUGAAAUUAGUACAAUAUCAUGUAUUUGUGGAAAAAGACAGUAGAGAUUGAGUCAACAUGUGGGUACUUAGAUGAUAAAGCUUUACACUUAUAUAAAAAUUUAGAUCACGUGGGUUGAUUUUUAUAUACGUGGAUUUUCAGGACUUCCUUUCUUGUUUUAUUAUUUUUCAUUUAACCAUCCUUUGUGGUACCUGCUAGGCUUUGUACUCACAUCAUUAUUCCAUACUCACCCCUUUCCAGCUCCAAUUGGAAGGGCAGAAAGGUCAGGCUAGACUUGGAACCAGAGAGCAUCAAGCAAUUUGAGAUACCUCCCUUUUCAGCAGAGAAUUAUUUUCAGCCUUUCUAAAUAUAUCAUAAUUUCGGGCACACUGAAACAGCACCGACAGCUAAUGACUCAAAUGAGUCUGUAUAGGUAAUUAUCUACAGCUGCUCGUUCCACCUGCCCUGACUACACUUUUGUCAAAUUUGCUUUGGAAUACUAUACUUAAUUGGAUUAUGAAAGGACGGUGAUCUGGACAAAAACAUUAGGUUUCCACAGUUUCUCAUUUCAUUCAGUUCUCUAUGUUUUGGGUUUUGUGUGUUUGUUUAAUUGGUACUCACAAAUCACUACCUCUCUUACACUGACAACCUUUAUUUUUUCAUUUUUGUGGUGCUUGGAAUCAAACCCAGGGUCUUAAGCAUGCUGUGCUCCUGAGUUAUUUCUCUAGCCCUGUCACUUUAUUUCCUAGGAUUUAUAUCCAUCAAAACUUACAUUUGUGUAAACAUCUAGUUCCUCUUUUAUGCAUUAACCUCCUGAACAUAGUAGACCUGUGUAUCUUUUUCAGUCUUUGUAGCUAGUGUUGUGUAAAAGCUGUGUCCAAGAAAUGACUAAGUGAAUGAAUAAUACAUCAGUCAGAUGUUAGAAGUCUUGGAGAUAUUUUAAUUUUAGAAGAGGCCUUAAUCUAAUUCUAUCCUUUCUGUUUCUUCUGAGUUAUGAGUAUUUACUCUAUUUAGGACUGGACUCAAAGGAGAAAAUCUCAAUAAUAAUUUUAAUAUGGAACACGUAGACAUUAUGUUCAAUAAUUUAAGAUUAAUAUUCAUGCAAAUAUGUCCCCAGCAGACAAUUAGUUGUUGGAUGUACAGUGUAAAUUCAUUGCCACAAAGUCCACUUCCUCUGGAACUCCAAAACCCUAUAGGGAAGCAAAACUGGCUUCCUUUCACCCUUCUAAGUUUCCUUGACUACGCUGUGAAUUAAACUGACAUAAGAUGGAGAAAAAACAUACUUCAUUAUUAUAUAUGUAUGCAUGUGAGACUCAAAGAAGGGCCAGAUAGUUGAGUCUUAUAUGGCCUCCUGAACUAUAAACUGGUCUCCUACAGUCAUAUUUUGGAGUGGUUAGUUAUCCUCUUCGACAGUAGAGAUAAAUAUACUACACAGACAUGUAACAAUAAAGCCAUCCUCUAAAUAUUACCGUCUCCAUCAGAUUUUCAAAAAGCACAUGGAGACUGGGGAUGGUAUAACUCAGUGUAUAGAGCAGGGGUGGGGGGACAUGGACAAGGAAACAUGCACUCUUAAAAUGGAACCAAAAGAUUUUUUUGGAAUUCCUCUAAAUGCAUACUGUAAAUUUAAUGAAUAAUCAAAUUUACAUUAGGAAUUAGUCCUUUUUUGCCUUAAUUCCUGUCAUAUUGCCAGAUGGUGACAAUAAGAAAAGGAGCCAAUUAGCCAUGUGGGUUUGAGGAUCACUAGCAAUCAUAUCAAUGAACUGGAAUUAGCCAUAAUUUUAUGUAUGAAAUGUUCUGAUUACCUAAAGAGUUUUUUACCUCCUGUUUUUGCAAGUAGAUUGAGAAUAAUUUUUAGGUUCUUUUGUUAUUCAGUAAUUUUGCAAACUUAAAGUGUGUGUUUAGAACUAGAAGAUAAAGCUGUAAUAGUAAAAAUGUCAAAUUGGAGGGCUUCAGGGAGCCAGAGCAGUAUAAUAGAGAUAAGGCUUGUUAGGCAUAGAUUUGUAAAUAAAUUUCAGCUCUGUCACCUGUGUAACUUUGGUCAACAGUCA
Heterocephalus glaber (naked mole-rat) is the source of this 3275-nucleotide messenger RNA. It is a transcript of the gene Grpel2, whose product is annotated as GrpE like 2, mitochondrial. Gene Ontology annotation, cellular component: PAM complex, Tim23 associated import motor. NCBI's taxonomy places the organism in Eukaryota, Metazoa, Chordata, Mammalia, Rodentia, Bathyergidae. Gene Ontology annotation, biological process: protein import into mitochondrial matrix; protein folding. Gene Ontology annotation, molecular function: protein homodimerization activity; protein-folding chaperone binding; adenyl-nucleotide exchange factor activity. The record is from RefSeq and is a predicted model, not a curated record.